Molecule: messenger RNA, 4509 nt
Organism: Hyalella azteca
Lineage: Eukaryota; Metazoa; Arthropoda; Malacostraca; Amphipoda; Hyalellidae
Product: histone-lysine N-methyltransferase 2C-like
Exons: 2
Coding region: 585-2213 (542 amino acids)
Molecular function (GO): serine-type endopeptidase inhibitor activity
Source: RefSeq, a predicted model, not a curated record
GCGCGGUAGGUGAGGGAUAUCACUUACGCUGAGGCAACUCGGCAAUCGAGGUUGUUCAGAGCUGUGUACGCAAGCACGUCUAAAGUGAUAAGCUAUUUCAUGGGCACGUCACGUUCAGGGUUGACGAAAAACAGAAUUUACGUUACGAAUUACUUCUAGCCCACAAUAAUGAAACUUCCAUGAGAUAAUUCAAGUACAUAGGGGCCUUUUCCAUAAAAAAAAACAAUAUUCAUUGACAAUUAGCUAAUAAAUAAUUAAUUGUUACUUACACAAGAAGAUAUAUGAUUUAUUCGUACAGUAUACGGUGAAAAUUUCGCUCGCAUUAGCUAUCAGUGUCGUGCCAGAAUGAUUCCCGGAUGCCAGAGACGAUAGUUUAGUCAAGGUCGAGAUCAUUUGGCUGCGGCUGGAAGCGUGUGGAUGCGCAGCAGUCCUGCCACUCUGAAAUAUGCAAGAGACGAGCAUCUUGAGCGCAGGAUAAGUGUGGAGAGGUUCGCAAGGGCGCGUCUCUAACUGGCAAGGCAGUGCUCAGAACAAAACCCCUCCUGAAGUGAAUGACAGAAGUGAAGUAGAAAAGACUAGUGGAGAUGCAUACCUUGGUCUUGUUGAUCUCCCUAGCCGUGGCUGUGUGCCCACAUUCCCAGCGCGGCACGAAUUGGGAUCCUGAUUCCCAGCGCGGCUUGGACUGGGAUCCAGAUUCCAGUCGGCCAAUAAGCCCCGCCCAGGCCGGAAUGGCAGCCGGUAUCCGUGAUACGUCAGCCGGGUUUUCCAGCUACGAUGCGACCAGAAUAUCUGAAGCUAAUAUCCACAGCUUUGGUAGGUACCCUUCGCAAUAUCCUGAUACGAUGUCUCCUGGAUAUCCUGUCUUCAUGUCUGCCUUGAUGCCUGUCACAAUCCCUACUGAGUACUCAUCAAAAAAUCCUGUUGAUGACCCUGUAGGUGACCCCGCUAAACCCAUGACUUAUCCAUUAUUAAUGCAUCACUCCUUCUCCACACCCAAUUUCAAUUCCAGACUGCUUCCUAACUUUUCACACCUUUCAAGUUUUAUGCACACAAAUCCUACAGUACGAGAUCCUAGUAUUGCUACUAAUGGACAUAACCCUGGCACCGCCGGAGAACCUAACGUCAACCCUAACCAGUACGACCUCCGAGUCAACAUUUCCCCAGUCAACCAAGAGAAUAAGAGUGAAGCCUUAGUUGUAGCUGGCGGUAGUCACGUCGAACCGUUGCCAGGCAGGAUCCGUGAUAUUCUAGUGGCGGGGACACCAGGACCUGUGAACCAGAAACCUAGGACGCCGGGACCUGUGAACCAGGGACCGAUGACUCCGAUACCUGUGAACCAGAAACCUAGGACGCCGGGACCUGUGAAUCAGGGACCGAGGACGCCGAGACCUGUGAACCAGAAACCAAGGACGCCGGGACCUGUGAACCAGGGACCGAGGACUCCGAUACCUGUGAACCAGAAACCGAGGACGCCGGGACCUCUGAACCAGGAACCGAGGACGCCGGGGCCUGCGAAUUCCAGACUGAUGACUCCGGUACCUGUGAACCAGGGACCGAUGACUCCGAUACCUGUGAACCAGAAACCGAGAACGUCGGGACCUGUGAACCAAAAAUCAACGACGUCGGGACCUCUGAACCAAGAAUCGAGGACGCCGGGACCUGUGAACCAUGGAGUGAGGACUCCGGGGCCUGUGAACCAGGGACUGAGGACUACGGGACCUGUUAACCAGGAACAGUGGACAUCGGGACCUGUGAACCAGGAUAUGAGGACUCCGAGGCCUGUGAACCAGGAACAGUGGACAUCGGGACCUGUGAACCAGGAUAUGAGGACUCCGGGUCCUGUGAACCAGGAACAGUGGAUGUCGGGAUCUCUGAGCCAGGGUCCGAGGACGCCGGGUCCUGUGAACCAAAAAUGGACGACUGGAGCCGAAGGACCGAGGCCGGCAGUAGACAGAGACGCGUCCUGCUAUGAGGUGCCCAUCGUCGGAGAGUGCAGAGGAGCCUUCAAGAGGUACCACUACAACGCAACGCUGGACCAGUGUGACUGCCAUUUCUACGGCGGUUGUGACGACGAAGGCCGCCACCACAGCACUGCGGUCUCUGGGCUGCCUUCCCUGCAGAGCUGCUGGGACUUGUGCCUGCCCGGCGUCUCCCAGCCCGCGCCCAGCUGCACCAAGGAACUAAGGCCUACCAACUUCUUUUUCACACCAUAAUGAUAAACUAAUUUACUUAAUAGCACAAUUAUUUACCAAAUAACACGGUCAUUUGUUAAAUAGGAAAAUUACUUUAUCAAUAGCAUAGUUGUUCACUGAAUGCAAGUUAUUUACUGAAUAAUAGUUAUUUAAUUAAUAAUUCACUGAUUUACUAAAUAAUAUGUUUAUUUACUGAGAAACAGUUAUUUACUGAAUAAGACAGAUAUUUAGAGGAAAGCACAGCUAUUCACUAAGUGACUCAGUUAUUUACUGAAUAACACAGCUUCUUACCGAAAACACAGCUAUUUAUUGACCGCAGAAGUUAGUUACGAAAUAAUACAACUAUUUCCAAGAUAACACUGUUUUUUACUGAAUAACGUAGCUAUUCACUGAAUAACACAGUUAUUUACUGAUUUACAAUAUCUACUGAAAAACUCAGUCAUACACUGAUUAAUUCAGUUAUGUUCUGAAGAAGCGCUUAUUUACUGAACAAAACGGUUAUUUACUGAGUUAUAUACAAUGCAUGCUUCCUGCUAUUGGUUCAACGAAUAAAUUGAUUUGAUUAUUUUACAUAAAUCAAAGUUAUUGUUUCUUAUCGUUACCUAAAUAACUAUGCUAUUCCUAGAUAGUUUGUAUGCUACACCUGGCAUAUACGUCACUGAUAUUUGCUUAUUGAUAUUGAACUGAGUAAUUUGCUCAGAUAACUAAAAGCAGGUAUUUUACAGUAAUAAGGGUUGCAAGAUGACUGGUAUUUCCGUCUUUCUCUCGCGACUGUCAUCGAUGUGAUAUGAAAGAGUCAUCGAAGCCUCCAGCACGACUGGCUUACAAUCCUCAUCCAACACUAGAGGUGUUGGUUGAGUCCUAAGUAGUUAUUAGUUCUCUCCUCACUACGCAUUACUACGCUCUAUAAUACGCUUGCGACCCUACAGGCAUGAUAAUUUAUAUAGUUUGAUGAAAUUGUCAAUAAAACCGGCUUAUGGAAAAAGCACUAGUCAUUUUCAUUGCAUUAUAAUUCUCGGAUGAUUUUCGAUUUAGGCAAAUUCAUGAUUUAAACCUCACUGAUGUCAAAAUUAAUAUAAGGCUAAAUUUACACUAGUAUAUAGUUCCCAACUUUGCCUUUGAAGAUCUCAUAACUUACCAGGAGGGGGUCGACUUGCCCCCUGUUGGGAGAGAACGGCUCUCAGGAAUGAUAGCCGUUCUCAGGAAUAAAUACGUUUAGUAUUUAUUUCAUUGGUUUGCUUAAAAUUCGAGUAAAUGAUUAAAAGAAAGUAUUAAGUAAAUUCGUCAAAAUUACUUUAAUUGGGAAUUUUUACGAAAUUAUGUGAAGAAAAGAAUGCACUUAAUUGAAUUUUUUGCUGUUUCAAUUCAAAGAUCACAACAAAGAAAAUAAGAAUAGCAGAUAUUCCUCUUUGUGGUGUUGAUGCUACUGAAGUAGGCUACCGUAAUAACGGUUUUCGAUCUAACGUGUUACGCUUUAAUGUCGACGUGAUGCACGAAUGUAACCUUACAUUUACUCGGCUGCUAUGAGUGGAGGUUGGUUUCGUUGCAUCCCGAUACAAUGGCAGAAUUGAAGGCAUCUGAAAAUAUACUAACAAGAAAUGGGAAUUUAGAAAAAAAAUAAUUUCAUUAGAAUCGUGAUACUUCAUUCUUCUAAGAAAUUAUUAACAAAUUAUGGAUUCAUUGGCUACAAUGGGGCACGAGUUACGUUCAAAGGUAGAAUUUAUUCUUGAUGGUCACGUCUAUCGCUUAAAGCCUUGUAAUACAUUGAAAAUAUCAUCGUACAGUCGUACAACUAUUAUGCAUUUUUUGGCCUUGAAUAAAUUAUAGUGCAUAAAUUACGUUGAGUUUUUGAUCUUUCCAUGCCUUAGCUUUAUUCUAAAUGCAAAAUAUCUCAUAAUCGCAUUAUCAUUACAAAAAGUUACAAAAACUAUGCUUCGAAAUACAUCCAUGUGUCUCAGAAUUUUCCGAAGAGAAUGGUCUGCAUCUAGGUUUUUAGUUUAUUUACAUUUCGUCUCCUAAUCAGGAUGCACCCGUAACUAAAUUAAACUCUUAUGUUAGCUAUGGGCUAACUUAAUUUUAAACAAGGGGCUGCGGACUUACCGCGCAAUGGCUUCAUGCGCUUGAUUUCAAAGGCUACCAUGACAUUUAGCACGCUUAUCUAUGGAAAGGAAUAUAAAUUUGAGGGUGAAAUUAGGCAAAGCUGGCUUCCGUCAUGUACUCAUGCAAGUCAGCGACUUCAAAUUAGGUUUACCGGGAGUAACACCAUUGCGAAUACUCUAGGGUUUUUUAUAAGACUUUAAAAAUGAUAUCACAUAAA